AUGGGGGAUAGAGAUAAAACAAUUGAACGUGAAGAUUCAGAACCACCCGCAGGGGUGAAUCACACAGCCUCCGCACAUCAGGAAACACAAGAGAAGACAGUUAUGAACCUCAGAAGGAUAGAUGGAAAUGAACCAACAGAAGGAAGUAACCUGCUGAAUAGCAGUGAAAAAAAGCUACAAGAAACAUCGAUGGAAUCAAAUCAUUUGCAAAGACUGAGACAAACAUUUGCUUGCCCUCCACAUGGAUUACUGGAUAAAGUCAUAACAAAUGUUACCAUGGUGGUUCUUCUGUGGGCCGUAGUUUGGUCUAUUACCGGCAGUGAAUGUCUUCCUGGAGGAAACCUAUUUGGAAUUAUAAUCCUGUUCUAUUGUGCCAUCGUUGGAGGUAAACUGUUGGGGCUUAUUAAAUUACCUACAUUGCCUCCACUGCCUCCUCUUCUUGGCAUGCUGCUUGCUGGGUUUCUCCUCAGAAAUAUUCCAGUUAUCAGUGAUAAUGUACAGAUCAAGCACAAGUGGUCAUCAUCUUUGAGAAGUAUAGCCCUAUCAAUCAUAUUGGUUCGUGCUGGCCUUGGAUUGGAUUCAAAGGCCCUGAAGAAAUUGAAGGGUGUUUGCGUGAGACUGUCCAUGGGUCCUUGUCUUGUGGAGGCAUGCACAUCUGCUCUUCUUGCUCAUUUCCUGAUGGGUUUACCAUGGCAAUGGGGAUUUAUACUGGGUUUUGUUUUAGGUGCUGUAUCACCAGCUGUUGUGGUGCCUUCAAUGCUCCUAUUGCAGGGAAGAGGCUACGGUGUUGAAAAAGGUGUCCCAACCUUACUCAUGGCCGCUGGCAGCUUCGAUGACAUUCUAGCCAUAACUGGUUUCAACACAUGCUUGGGCAUGGCAUUUUCCACAGGCUCCACAAUUUUUAAUGUCCUCAGAGGAGUUUUGGAGGUAGUAAUUGGUGUGGCAACUGGAGCUCUUCUUGGAUUUUUUAUUCAGUACUUUCCAAGUAGUGACCAGGCCAACCUUGUGUGGAAGAGAGCAUUCCUUGUUUUGGGAUUCUCUGUGCUCGCUGUUUUCAGCAGCAUAUAUUUUGGUUUCCCUGGAUCAGGAGGACUGUGUACAUUGGUCAUGGCCUUCCUUGCAGGCAUAGGAUGGACAAGCAAAAAGGCAGAGGUUGAAAAAAUAAUUAAAGUUGCCUGGGACAUUUUUCAGCCCCUUCUUUUUGGACUAAUUGGAGCAGAGGUAUCUAUUGCAUCUCUUAGACCAGAAACUGUUGGUCUUUGUGUUGCCACCUUGGCCAUUGCAGUAUUGAUACGAAUUUUGACUACAUUUCUGAUGGUGUGUUUUGCUGGUUUUAACAUAAAAGAAAAGAUAUUUAUUUCCUUUGCAUGGCUUCCUAAGGCCACAGUCCAGGCUGCAAUAGGAUCUGUGGCUUUGGACACAGCAAGAUCACGUGGAGAAAAACAGCUAGAAGAAUAUGGAAUGGAUGUGUUGACAGUGGCAUUUUUGGCCAUCCUCAUCACAGCCCCAAUUGGAAGUCUACUUAUUGGUUUGCUGGGCCCCAGACUUCUCCAAAAAGCUGAACAUCAAAACAAAGAUGAAGAAGUUGAAGAAGAAACUUCUGUACAAGAAGAGGUGAAAAGAGAGAUUGCUAAACAUAACAAUUAG
This is a messenger RNA of Orycteropus afer afer, 1647 nucleotides long. The record is from RefSeq and is a predicted model, not a curated record. Lineage: Eukaryota; Metazoa; Chordata; Mammalia; Tubulidentata; Orycteropodidae.